AGAAGAAGAAGAACCGGAAGCAGUUGCGCGAUGCUAACACACUAAUUCUCGCUACUUUCACGUAUAAUCAAAGUGAACCAAAGAAGCCUGUUUGUUUGGACUAACUUGUUAACGUCAACUGUACACUUUAACCCCGACUUGGUUUCUUUCUUCGCUGUUACAUUUACUUGAAAUUGUUCAACGUUUUGAUGUGAAUCCUGGGGCAACGCGAAGCUAAUGCAGUUAGCUUCAGCGCGACCAAACACGUUUUUAACAAAAAGCAAACUUGCAGAGAGAUCCUGUGAAGAUGUCUAAAGUCCGAAUGCUGAGAUCUUUUGUAAACCAGAGACUGACUGCGGCCGCUGAAGAGAUAUUUGAUCUGUUUGAAAGGACGAUAGCAGAAUACGAGGAGCAGCUCAACCUGCUGGACUCCUGUCAGAAACAUGAUGUCCGCUUACACGUUUCAGAUAUCCAGCAGCUGAUGGUGAGAAAAGAAGAGGUUCACCCUGAGCAGCAGGAGAGGAGCUCCAGACUGGACCAGGAGGACCCACCAGAGCCACCACACAUUAAAGAGGACCGGGAAGAGCUCUGGAGCAGUCAGGAGGGAGAGCAGCUUCAAGGACCAGAGGAGGCUCAUACCAGCAUGGUCACUUUUUUUCGUGUUCCUGUGAAGACUGAAGACGACGAUGGAGAGACACCUCGGACCUCACAGCUUAAUGAAAACAAACCGGAAGAGAGCAGAGAUGUAAAGGAUUUGAACACAGAAGCUGAUGGAGAGGACUGUGGAGGAUCAGAACCAGACAGAGACUUUAAUCCAGACAGUCAUUUACAGACAGUUUCUCUUGAAGACACUUCACUCCUUACUACUGGAUCUGACACUGAUGAGAGUGGUGAUUGGGAGGAGAGAUAUGAACCUCAGGAAGGUUUGAACCCUCUGCAAAAGAAAGUCAUUUCCAUAAGUGAUAUGAACUGUAAUACUGGUAACACAUCAGUUAGCUCCUCUGGAUGUGCUACAAGCUUUGCACAAAUGAAACCGCUGCAGAAACACAAAACAAUCCACACUGGAGAGAAACCAUUUAGUUGCUCAGUAUGUGGUAAAAGAUUCACACAAAGUGGAUCUCUUAAAAUGCACUCUUUUGUCCACACGGGGGAGAAACCGUUUAGUUGCUCAGUUUGUGGAAAACAUUUUAUAAAAGAUGGAGAUUUGAAAAGACACUCUGUUGUCCACACAGGAGAGAAACCAUUCAGUUGUUCAGUGUGUGGUAAAAGAUUCACGCAAAGUGGAUCUCUUAAAAUGCACUCUCUCAUCCACACGGGGGUGAGACCGUUUAGUUGCAAUUUUUGUGAUAGAACAUUUACUCGGAAGCAUAGUGUCAAAUAUCACAAGUGUAGGUCUAAGAUGGCCUAGCGGUUAGGUCAGACCUGCGGCUGGGACUCAUUCCCUACUAUCUCUCCUGAUUUCCGAUUCUAUCUAUUUCUAGGAAAAAUAUCAUAAGUACCGUAUGUUGGUAAGAGCAGAAGAAAUACACAACUUAGUUAUACUCAUUGAAUGUUACCUUAUAGUACGCAGGCAAAGUGCAACAUUUACAGUUUUAGAUUAGGAUUUAAACAAAUCCCCUGUGAUCAACAUUGACUUUUUAAAUAAAUUCAAGUUCACAUUUUGUUAUUGAGAGACAUGCUACUCACACACACGUGCACAAACAGGACCCGUGGACGUUCGUUAUUGUAGAGAUGUCGGGCUAGUGAGGGGGGCUUAGUUCCCACAUGCUUGAUCUCAUCAGCUGUUCUGGUGUGACCCCUCUGUCUUUCAAUGCCAACUCAUCAGUGUCCAAAACAAACCCACCUUUACCAUCACGUUCUGCAUUAUCAAGAAGAACACUGAUUGAUCUGCUCUAUCCAAUGAGCCCCCAAAAAGUACAUUUGUCCACUCUACUACUACUACUGUAACUCUCUCCUCUCUGGUCUUCUUCAGCUUCUCCAUAAACUUAAACUGGUCCAGAACUCAGCUGCCCCGAUCAUCACGAGAACCCCCUCCAUAUAGCCCAUCACCCCAGUCCUCCAACAGCUUCACUGGCACCCUGUCAAAUGUUGCGUUGACUUUAAGAUUCUUCUUCUUUCUUUUAUUGUUGAUUAUUUUUCUUGUACCAUGUUAUUGUGCUGUUUGCAUUGUUGUAUUUGCGAGGUGGCCUUGAGUGCCAUGAGGGGGAACCUUUAAGAAAACAUAUUUUUAGUUUUAUUCUCUACAACAAUGACUUGACUGUUUCCUAAUUACACAUUACACCUCUUGUUCAAUAAAUCUCUCCUCCUGUGUUUUAAAUUAGAUUUAUAAACUGUUUAACUGAUUCACAGAGUUACCUAAGGAUGGAUUUAGAUUGUUCAGGCCUGUCCUCAAACAGAUGCUACUCAGAUACAUCAUCUGCAAGAGUUGUUGUUUUCUGUAAUUGUUCUGUGAUUAGUUUGUAGAUUUAAUGUAAUAUUUUUUUUGAUCAAACAAGACGUGGCGUCUGCUCUUACGUGUAUUUUUCUUGUACCAAGACGACAAGGUUUUGUUUCAUGGUCUCUAAGCUUCUAACAUGGGUAGUUUUUGUUUAAGUGUAUGGUGAAGGCCAAAAGGGAAAACAAAACUGCCAAUAGUU
Labrus bergylta (ballan wrasse) is the source of this 2615-nucleotide messenger RNA. RefSeq names its product zinc finger protein with KRAB and SCAN domains 3-like. Gene Ontology annotation, molecular function: RNA polymerase II cis-regulatory region sequence-specific DNA binding; DNA-binding transcription factor activity, RNA polymerase II-specific. The record is from RefSeq and is a predicted model, not a curated record. Lineage: Eukaryota; Metazoa; Chordata; Actinopteri; Labriformes; Labridae. Gene Ontology annotation, biological process: regulation of transcription by RNA polymerase II.